UUUCUUUGCCCUGAUUAAAAAUUUUUGCUAUAUUUGUAUUUUACUUUUGCAGCAGGAAGGACUGUAAGAACUUUGACUCUGGGUGAGGGAGCUUCCAACUUCUACUAAGAAUAUGAAUUAUGCAAGAUGGUAGGCUAUCCAUAUAACCUCUUUCUGUAUAGUACUGACAGCAGAAUUAAACAUUUGCUAGUUCUUCACCUCCCAUGGUUCACUGCUGGCAUCCUAGCUUACCUUGUAAAAAUAAAAUUGUUUUCUACUGAUAUGAGAGACCACAAAAUGUUUCAUCUGAAGCACAGGCAGACAGGACUAAAAUGUCAGAUUAGAAUGAGGCAAACACUUGAUGUAGCAGAUAAAUAUAUUUGAGUCCAAGCUUUGAUAUUCUUAUCCUUGUAGCUUAUUUUUUCUCAUAUUUAGACUUGAAAAACUUUGAGAAGAGAUCUGAAAAUGGUAUAAAUCAACUUUUGAAUUUUUUUUGACUCUACAGCAAAUCUAAAAUUCUCAGUGCUGUUGUGCAUAACAGAGUUAUAAACAAUACAUUUGUUUGUCAAAUAUUGGGAGAUAUUUGAGUGCUUGCAGUAGGGAUUUGAAAACCUUGAAACUGAGUGUGAGGUGGGUAACAAGAUUCUUCUGCCUGGCUGCCUGAAGGGUGAGAAGGCUCCCCAGAAAACAGCAGAAGAGUGAAUGGUAAGUCUUAAGUAGGCUUAUGCCACUGUUGUCCUAAGACUUGGCUGGAGCCACACCACUGUGCCUUGAAAGAGAGAGGAGGAACUAAUGGAAAGAAGCUAGAGAUGAGGUCUCUGCUAAAAGUGUUAUUUAAAAUAUCCACGGAGAGGGAAUGAAAAGAAAACAAGGUUGUUCUCUCUGUCAAAUGGUUUUUAGUCAUGGGAACUUGAUGGCGCAUUGACUGGAAGAACAAGGUUAGAUACCCAGAAUGGCUGUUCAGGUGGCUGCAUCUUCAGGCAGGCAGCUUUCAGGUUAUCUGUGCAGCUUUCAGGUUAUCUGGGCUGCCACAGCAGCAAGGGACUCUUGUCCCUCUUCUGUUAACGAAGCUUUUGUUGUUACUGAUGUUGUUCUGCUUUGCCAUCUGUGUUAAAAGGAAUGGUUUUGCCUUGGUACUUUGUUUAGCACUACCUAGUGAGUGACUAAAUGCACAAAAUGCUGUUCUGUUCCGUUAUGUAUGGCCAGUCUUAAACUCAGGGUUCCCAGUACCCCCCAGUUACUGAAACAUACCUAAACAAUCCAAUAGCCCUUACCAGGAGCUGGUCAGGUCAGGCUGACUGUAGCAUAUGUGUCUUUGGAAGAAGUGACUAGGGGGUCUUGCUGGCCAGAAAAGUACUGUGGGUUGCCACAGCAGGGGAGGGAUUUUUUUCUCAUGACCUGAAGGCUAAAGGAGUUUGUGACUUUUCCUUAUUUCUGUUUUUAGGUACUGCACUGCUAGGACAGUAUUCUGCAGGACAAGACUUCUCCUGCCUUUUUUUUACAGCAUUUUUACAACUCACUUGUUAAUAAACAGGAAAAGAUGCGCAAAUACUGUCUGACAUGCUCUGUGGUCUGUUCCCUGCUGCUGAGAACUGCGAUAAGUUAUUCUGUCUUGCUCUGUUGGCAGAAAGUGACUCGUGAUGUGAAAAUUAUGAUAAAACUUCAAAAUAUUUGGUGUUUUUUUACACUAAUACUUUUAUUUUGCUUAAGCUUUCUUUUCUUAUGUACAUAUUUCUUCUGUGGCUCACAGAAUGUGCAGUUGAUCCUUCCAUGCAUCACCACUGCAUGUCAUUUGUGGACAAAAAGAAGAGCUAAAGUUGCAUCCUUACUGUGAAAAUCCUCAGAAAGCCCAUUCCACAAAUCAGCUUUUUCAGCAGGACACUUACACUACAUUUAUAAUCAUUCAGAUGCAGAGAUUGCAUUGGCACUUUUUUUUUUUACUUUGAUAUGGUCUUACAAGCUCUAGCAUGAAGAUAGCUAUAAAGCAGCUGGAGAAUGGAAAAUAUCUGUUAAAAAUCAAAUAUGACAUGUUCAUCUUGGAUAGGAAUGUGCUUCUUAGUUAUACAACUAUCAUUUUGUAUUUAACUGCAUUUACAAGACUUGUCUUGUUACCUUUUUGGGAGUUCACACUCCCAGGGUUAUUCGACACUCCUUCAGCCUAUAAAUUAUGGGCACUUGCCUACUGAAGUGUGAUUUAUUAUUUUUAUAAAAAUGCCCAACCUUUACAUUCCAUGUUUUGCUGGAAAGAGGCUUCUUUGUGCACCAAGACUUUAAAUUGAGAGCAGCCAUUUACUUGCUGCUUUCACUUUUUUGGAUUGUGUUGUUCAAGGACCUUGGCUCACUCCUCUCACCAUGAAGAGUUUUGCUCUCCUUUUCCUUGUUGUGAUCUGUGGCAUGGGAGGAUUGGGACAGAAGCUGAAGCCAAAGAAAAGAAGCAAUGGUGAAGAAAUCAAAUUUCGGACUAAAACCAAAGACGUUUGCACAAUGACCAUGAGUGGUGAUGAUGAGGAGAUGAGACUUAGAAUUGAAUGCAAAAGCCAAGGCAUGUCCUACUGGUGUGAAUUCACUGGCAAGCCAUCAGUCUGUCGUGCUUUCAGAAAUAAUCCAAAGAUUUACUGGAAUCAGAUCGCCGCGGAACUCAGAAAGAUCCCGCACGCUUGUGAAUCCAUGGAAGUGUUGAAGACCACCAUGUGCCAAAAGGCUCCCCCAGAGGCUCUCAUGAGGCAAAUAGCUGCUGGUGUGGAGCCAGAAGAUCUAGCAAACCAGGAAAAGUCAGUCCAGAAAGCUUCUAUUCCUAUGAGAGAAGCGGGGCAAAACUUUGACCCAACCCAACAUGGUCAAGGGUCUGAAAAUGAAACAGAAGCAAUGAAACUGGCACGGGAACAUUGCUGGGAAUCUCUGCAUGGUGUCUGCUCCUACAUCAUUGGCAUCUUUAGGGGUUAAGGAUUUGAUUCAGAGCAAAGAUGUUGCAGCUGAAGAAGGGUCCUUUGCUGCAUUGUAGUAAUUUAGACAUAAGAAUUUUGGUUUAAAAGAAGUAAUGUCUAUAAAUCUUUUAGCUGUUUCAUUUUUAAAGAAAAAAUGAACAAAGAAAAGUAACUCACUUCUUAACAGCUCUGAAAAAUUCACAAAACUGGAGUGAUUGUGCUUAAAGUGUUAGAAUUAACUAACCGCCCCUAGGCUUGUUACACACCAAGGUGUACUGCAUUUAUGUAACCAAGGAUCUGCUUGACUUUGCAUAGGUUUUUGUGUGUACUGACUUGCUUCAGUUUGUUAGAGAUGAACGCUGUUAAUGAUGAUACAGGUAGUACAAACAAUAAAAAUAAGA
Parus major (Great Tit) is the source of this 3304-nucleotide messenger RNA. It is a transcript of the gene FGFBP2, whose product is annotated as fibroblast growth factor binding protein 2. Gene Ontology annotation, biological process: cell-cell signaling. Lineage: Eukaryota; Metazoa; Chordata; Aves; Passeriformes; Paridae. Gene Ontology annotation, molecular function: growth factor binding. Bases 2332 to 2922 code for a protein of 196 amino acids. The transcript is spliced from 2 exons. The record is from RefSeq and is a predicted model, not a curated record.